AUGGAGGGCCUUCCGUAUGACGACCCACGUUUUCUUGAGCCAGCUCAUGAUCAUAAUCCCUCGAAUAUAUCCUACCUGACCGAUAUCCCUCUCUCAAGCUCAAGCUAUAUGCCGGACGAGGUACGAGACCUGUUGCCUGCUGUGCAAGAGGCAACCUCUAUCGUAUUUGCAUCAUUUAAGCGACUUGACGACCUUCUCAGUCAACGAUUCGAGCGGUUGAUGGUCUUACCGGAAGAGGACAGGAAGCCUGGUCCCAGAAAUAUUCAGUAUUCCGAACCCGCCUAUUUCUGGUAUCAAAACCAGGUAAAGAAUGAAGCACAGUAUCUUAUUACGGAGGCAUUUCCAGACUGGAACAAGAAUGUUGUCAACGUGGAAUCAUGA
Messenger RNA from Endocarpon pusillum Z07020, 381 nucleotides. RefSeq lists its product as uncharacterized. Bases 1 to 381 code for a protein of 126 amino acids. The transcript has 2 exons. NCBI's taxonomy places the organism in Eukaryota, Fungi, Ascomycota, Eurotiomycetes, Verrucariales, Verrucariaceae. The record is from RefSeq and is a predicted model, not a curated record.